AUGAAGGUGGAAGGGUUACAGGAAGAUGGAGAGUCCGGCUCGGUGUCUUCGGCGGAUCAGGCUGCCAGCGGUGCCGGCGGGUUGAUGUGCAGCCCCGGCUCGGCCGAGCGCUGCAUGUCGCGGCUGCUGAGUGCCGUGGAGAGCGAGCUGCAGGCCGGCCGGGAGAAGGGCGACCCGACAGAGAGGGAGCUGAGAGUGACCCUGGAGGACGCCGAGCUGUGGAGGAAAUUCCAGCACAUCACUAACGAGAUGAUCGUCACCAAGAAUGGACGUCGUAUGUUCCCGGUCCUGAAGGUGAGCGUCUCCGGUCUGGACCCCAGCUCCAUGUACUCCUUCCUGCUGGACUUCGUGCCGGCCGAUAGCUGCCGCUGGAAGUUUGUGAACGGGGAGUGGGUGGCGGCCGGCCGUGCAGAAGGCCGCAGUGAGGGCCGGGGCCACGGCGGCAUCUACAUCCACCCCGACUCUCCGAACUUUGGAGCUCACUGGAUGAAAGCGGCCGUGUCCUUCAACAAAGUCAAACUCACCAACAAGGUGAACGGAGGAGGGCAGAUCAUGUUGAACUCUCUCCAUAAAUACGAGCCUCAGCUCCACAUCGUGUGCGUCGGCUCUCGCCAUCGCCUGGUUUCCAACAUUUCCUUCAAAGAAACUCAGUUCAUCGCUGUCACAGCCUACCAGAACGAAGAGAUCACGGCACUGAAGAUCAAAUACAACCCGUUCGCUAAAGCCUUCUUGGAUGCCAAAGAGAGGAUCCCGGGUGGGCGGAGCCUGCCUGAGUCAUCAGAGAGCCUCGUUGGGAUUCAGUCCUGCUGGUCGCUGUGCUCAGCUGGAGGGGGCGGAGCUUUUCCUUAUGGCAGCAGCCUCCCGCUGACAUCACAUCAUCACCAUGGUUAUAAACCCCACGGGUACCCUGGGAGACACACGCCUUACCCCACGGCCUAUCUGCCGCACCGCUCACACUCCUCCGUGUGUCUGUCUGAGGGUGUUCAGGUGAUAUCUGAUGGAUGGAGCACCUCCUCCCCUCGCCCCACCUCCUCUUCCUCAUCACCCUCCUCAGCCUCCCUUCCCCUGAGUAGCAGCGCCCCUUCCUCACAGCCUCCUCCUCCUCACAGCUCCAGUCAGUACCCCUGUCUGUGGACGGUUGGAUGCAGUGAACUGAGCCCCUCCCACUCGCCAUGCGCCGGGCUCCACCACGGACCAAUCAGCAGUGAGGGACUCAUGCAGCCUCCUAGUCACACUCGAGUGGGUGGAGCUGGAUGGCCACCUGGUCCCACCCACUCUUUCUGA
Molecule: messenger RNA, 1284 nt
Organism: Archocentrus centrarchus (flier cichlid)
Lineage: Eukaryota; Metazoa; Chordata; Actinopteri; Cichliformes; Cichlidae
Gene: tbx19
Product: T-box transcription factor 19
Exons: 8
Coding region: 1-1284 (427 amino acids)
Biological process (GO): heart morphogenesis; cell fate specification; regulation of transcription by RNA polymerase II
Cellular component (GO): chromatin; nucleus
Molecular function (GO): RNA polymerase II cis-regulatory region sequence-specific DNA binding; DNA-binding transcription factor activity, RNA polymerase II-specific
Source: RefSeq, a predicted model, not a curated record